This is a messenger RNA of Rhinolophus ferrumequinum (greater horseshoe bat), 3987 nucleotides long. It is a transcript of the gene UGCG, whose product is annotated as UDP-glucose ceramide glucosyltransferase. Gene Ontology annotation, biological process: glucosylceramide biosynthetic process. The transcript is spliced from 9 exons. The record is from RefSeq and is a predicted model, not a curated record. The coding region runs from base 426 to 1610 and encodes 394 amino acids. Gene Ontology annotation, molecular function: ceramide glucosyltransferase activity. Lineage: Eukaryota; Metazoa; Chordata; Mammalia; Chiroptera; Rhinolophidae. Gene Ontology annotation, cellular component: membrane.
GGGGCGCGCCGGGGACUCGGGGCGCAAGCCGCCGGUUUCGAUUAGUGCGCGGAGCUGCGGCGGCGGAGCAGGGAGCUGAGCUACGCGGCGCAGAGCCCCGCAGUGAGGUGGUGGGGCGGCGGGGGCGCGGGCGCUCAGAGUCCGGCUGGCGGCCGCGAAGGUGUGGAGAGGCGAGCCCGAACGCGGAGCCACGGCCGCCCAGACCACCCAGCCCGGCCACCGCAGCGCCUGCAGUCGCGAGCGCGCCCAGGACUGCGCGCGGGCGGGGGCGCGCAGGCCCUGCCCGCCCCUUCCGUCCCCACCCCACUCCGCCCCUUCCUCUCCCCACCUUCCUCUCCCCUCCUGCGCCCCCGCGCCGGGCGCCUACCCUGUCCUCCGGCGGGAGCGCUGUCCGUGGCGGCGGCCGGAGCGGGCCGGGCCGGGGGAUGGCGCUGCUGGACCUGGCCCUGGAGGGAAUGGCCGUCUUCGGGUUCGUCCUCUUCUUGGUGCUGUGGCUGAUGCAUUUCAUGGCCAUCAUCUACACCCGAUUACACCUCAACAAGAAGGCAACUGACAAACAGCCAUAUAGCAAGCUCCCAGGUGUGUCUCUUCUGAAACCACUGAAAGGAGUGGAUCCUAACCUCAUCAACAACUUGGAAACAUUCUUUGAAUUGGAUUAUCCCAAAUAUGAAGUACUCCUUUGUGUACAAGAUCAUGAUGAUCCAGCCAUUGAUGUAUGUAAGAAGCUUCUUGGGAAAUAUCCAAAUGUGGAUGCCAGAUUGUUCAUAGGUGGCAAAAAGGUUGGCAUUAAUCCUAAAAUUAAUAAUCUAAUGCCAGGAUAUGAAGUUGCCAAGUAUGAUCUUAUCUGGAUUUGUGAUAGUGGAAUAAGAGUAAUUUCAGACACGCUCACUGACAUGGUCAACCAAAUGACAGAGAAAGUAGGCUUGGUUCAUGGGCUGCCUUAUGUAGCAGACAGACAGGGCUUUGCGGCCACAUUAGAACAGGUAUAUUUUGGAACUUCUCAUCCAAGGUCCUAUAUCUCUGCCAAUGUAACUGGUUUCAAAUGUGUGACAGGAAUGUCUUGUUUAAUGAGAAAGGAUGUGUUAGAUCAAGCAGGAGGGCUUAUAGCUUUUGCUCAAUACAUUGCUGAAGAUUACUUUAUGGCCAAAGCAAUAGCUGACCGAGGUUGGAGGUUUGCGAUGUCCACUCAAGUUGCAAUGCAAAACUCUGGUUCAUAUUCAAUUUCUCAGUUUCAAUCCAGAAUGAUCAGGUGGACCAAAUUACGAAUUAACAUGCUUCCUGCUACAAUAAUUUGUGAGCCGAUUUCAGAAUGCUUUGUUGCCAGUUUAAUUAUUGGAUGGGCAGCUCACCAUGUAUUCAGAUGGGAUAUUAUGGUAUUUUUCAUGUGUCAUUGCCUGGCAUGGUUUAUAUUUGACUACAUUCAACUCAGGGGUGUCCAGGGUGGUACACUGUGUUUUUCAAAACUUGAUUAUGCAGUAGCUUGGUUCAUCCGUGAAUCCAUGACAAUAUACAUUUUUUUGUCGGCAUUGUGGGACCCUACUAUAAGCUGGAGAACUGGUCGCUAUAGAUUACGCUGUGGAGGAACAGCAGAAGAAAUCUUAGAUGUAUAACUACAGCUUUGUGACUGUACAUAAAGGAAAAAAGAGAAGUAUUAUAAAUUAUGUUUAUAUAAAUGCUUUUAAAGAUCUACCUUCAGUAGUUUUAUCAUAUGUAUGUUUUGGUAUCUGUAAUUUAUUUUGCAUGGCACUUGCAUCUGUGAAAAAAAAAAACAACACAUCUGUAGUCUUGGCCAAAUGGUACCCUUUAUUUUGUGGAAGUAGAAAAUCAAGAGAAUUGGUUCUAGGAACCUAGAUUUGGUUUCUGUUGUUUAUUUUUUUUUAAUUUACAUAUAUAUAUGUAUAUGUGUAUAUGUAUAUAUAUGUGUGUGUAUAUAUAUAUAUAUAUAUAUAUAUGUAUGAGCUCUGCAACAAACACUGACAGUAUCCUUCAGUAGAAAAAGUUUCUUAUUUGUGAGUACACUUUUAGAACAUUUAUAGGAUGGCAGCAGCUUUGGGGGUUUAGAAAAGACUAGAAGGUAAUCACUGUUCACGUCUGAAGUGAACAGUGUCACGCAGUGAACAAUCCGCAGUGAGGUACUAACCGAGAAACUUUUUCAUGCUUUAUGCCUACCUCUUGUAGUUGUUGCAGAGCAGAUAUAAAUUGUAAUAAGGUAGUUAGGCCUUGCAAAAACAAACAGAAAAACUUUAAAAAUAAUAAAAGAGCUGGAGUCUAGUAUUUCUAUGAAUCUGUGAGAGAGAUUUUUUUGGUCUCACUGCAAUGAACCAAAAGUGGUUGAGUUUGGUUUUUAUUUGUAGCCGUGUAUUGAAGGCAUCUUUCUGACCAACUCGUGUUGGUUCUGUCUUGAACCAUUGUUAAUCACUGUGCUGGUAAACCUUUCCUUUCCUUCCCUGCUCCUCACCCGACACACCUCAUCUUUCCUUAACUUUUGUUUGGGGGGUGGGGGUGGGGGUGGUUUUGUUUUAGUGUGAAUGGAUGUUUUGAUAGUUGUGAGGAAAAAUGCAUUUCAGACACAUUUCACACAUGAGCUAUUUUCUUACACAGUAUGUCUUAUUGUUAAAAAGAAUGUAAUUUCAUGAUACAGGUAUUUAAUAUCUUUUUUAAGUAAGUAAAUAUAUAGCCAUCAAUAAUUAAAUUGCAGUAGAGUAUUAAGAGGGGACAGGAUGAGUUUUACUCUUAAAAUUAAUCAGUAUCAAACUAAGUCUACUGUGUGUGGUUUUUUUGUUUUGUUUUGUUUUUUUUACUAUUAUAGUUAGUCUAGUCUUAUUUAAAUUGGAUUUUUGUAUUCCAGUUUGUAUGACAAAAUAGACUAGAUCAGUGCGAGCUGUAAAUGCAUGCUGUAUUUCACUCUUCUCUGCUCCAUCAUGCCGCUAAACUUGCUUGUCAGGUUGUGCUUAACUUGUGGUGAACUGGACUUGUUUUUGUUUUUAAAAAAAAAUAGGCAAAUAUGUAAGGGACAGUGCAUAAGCCUUUCUUUUUUUUCGUAGUGGAAUUUUUGCUUUUUCUGUAGGAUUGGAUGGCAUGUUGUCUGUAUGAAUGCCUGCUGCAGGGCUGACUCUGGCAAUAUGGCAGCUUUAAAUUCUGUUACUACAGUUUCCAUGUCAAACCAUAUGUGUAGCAUAUUAGCAAUAACUACAUAUUUAUAGGAAAUGAACACUUUAUCACUUCACUGAGCCAAUUCAUUUAAUUGUCUAAUGACUAUAUACAUGGUUUAAAUUGUAUUAUAUCUGUAAAUGUGUAUAUACUAUGUAUACACAUUAAUAUAUAAGCUUUUCUCUGGGCCAAACUGCUUCAUUCUUUUUUUUUCUCCCUGCCUUAUGAUGAAUUUGUUUGAAGGGCAUCCUCUUCGUGAAUAAAGGCUUUGAUGCAUAUUCCUUUCUAUGUGAAAUGGGUAGUAUUGUUCCCUGAGGAAAGUUGCACAGUGAAAACCAGUCUAGUUGUGACCCACUCCGUGUUUCUGUUUUUAAAUCACUGUUAUACAAGUUGGAUUUUGUAAUUUGUUGGUUUGUUUAAUGAAGUUUGGUUGAUGCCAUCCUAUGCACUGCCGAAGUGAAAUCUUGCUUAUUACUUAGCUUUUUGCUGAUCUCAGUAUGGGCAAGGGAACAACAAAACCAAAAUGGCUGGACAGACUUCUUGUGUUUUGUAAAUACAAAAAAAGGACUGUUCUGUCUGUGUGUUUUAUGUGGUAGUGGAGUAUUUCCUUCAAGUGAAGCUUCACUUAAGCAGACAGAGUGAUUCUUUGUUUAGCAAGUUUAGAGUGAUAAUAAAAUGGUAAGAAAUAAUAUAAAUGUUGAAGAAAGUAUCACAACAGAACUGUAGGAUUCCCAAUUUAAUAAACUGUCUUUUCAAAGUGUCUAGAAUAUGCCAUGUUUUAUUAUUUAAAAUCAUUGUCUUAAGUUUUUUGUUCAAAAAAUAAAAAUUUGAAUACAA